Molecule: messenger RNA, 1968 nt
Organism: Debaryomyces fabryi
Lineage: Eukaryota; Fungi; Ascomycota; Pichiomycetes; Serinales; Debaryomycetaceae
Product: flavin-containing monooxygenase
Exons: 1
Coding region: 1-1968 (655 amino acids)
Molecular function (GO): N,N-dimethylaniline monooxygenase activity; NADP binding; flavin adenine dinucleotide binding
Source: RefSeq, a predicted model, not a curated record
AUGGCCACUGCUGCAACGAUUGAUAUGGCCGAUGAGGUUAAUCCUCCAUUAACUUACGAACCAGUUGAUGUGGAUAUCCCAGUCUCCAAAAUUUAUGGUACUUUAAAACCAAACCAUAGCCAACUUGAAAGUGAAAAUUUGUAUGAGUUGGCUUCAAAAUGGAUUAAAGAACUUAACACGAUUGUGAAACAGAUCCUGGAAGACCCUUCUCAAGAAAAUCUUGAUAAAUUGGACUCUAUUAUUGCACCACAUGCAUCUUGGAAAGAUCAUUUGUCUUUGUCGUGGAACUUUCGACAGUUCCACGAUUUAGAUAAUAUCAAGACCAUGGCCAAAAGCUGCUUUCCUUCUUUCAAGCUAAAAAAUUUUGAAAUUGAUACUACUGCUGAUCAUAGAUUUGACAAGAGUGUUGGUAUUCAAACCAUUCACGAAGCUAACGACAGUAAUCCUAUUCCUAUUCAAUGGGUCCAAAUUAUUGUGAAAUUUGAAAACGAAUUUGGUUACGGAAAUGGUGUUAUUAGGUUGAUUUCAGUAGAAGAUAAGGACGCGCCUUGUGCUUUAAAGGCAUUCACCAUAUAUACGGCCUUAGACAAUAUUAAAGGUAACGAAGAAAUUUUAGGAAGAAGUAGACCUCAAGGUGUAAACCAUGGUGAGAACAACGGAAGAAUUUCGUGGUUAGAGAAGCGUGAGAAGGAUUUUGAAUGGGGUAACGAAAAAACUCCUACAGUUUUAAUUGUGGGAGGAGGCCAGGGUGGUUUAAAUGUAGCCGCUAGAUUGAAGACAAUGGGCAUAGAUUGCUUGAUUAUUGAGAAAAAUAGUAAAAUUGGAGAUAAUUGGAGGGAUCGUUAUAAAUUCUUAGUAUUGCAUGAUCCUGUUUGGUAUGAUCAUUUAGCGUAUAUUAAAUUCCCUGAUGUUUGGCCAGUAUUCACGCCUAAAGAUAAGUUGGGUGAUUGGUUUGAAUCUUACGCAAAAUCCAUGGAAUUAAGUUAUUGGGUUAAUAAAACAGUUUCUGGAGCUGAUUUUGAUUCAGAUACUGGAGUUUGGUCAGUUAAUAUUGUGGACAAUAACAGUGGUAAAUUGACUAAGAUUAAGACUAAACAUAUUGUAAUGGCAACCGGACAUUCAGGAGAGCCCAAUAUCCCCACGUUUAAAGAUCAAGAUAAAUUCAAAGGUACAAUUGUUCAUUCAUCGCAGCAUUCUACUGGUAAAUCCUUUCAAGGUGAGAAUGCAGUAGUAGUGGGAUGUUGUAAUUCUGGCCAUGAUAUUGCCCAAGAUUUCUACGAACAAGGAGCAAAGCCUACCUUGGUUCAAAGAUCAACAACGUGCGUGAUUAAUUCAGAAAUUGGUUUGAAAGUCACUACGAAAGGACUAUAUGAGGAAGGCGGUCCAAAAACUGAAACAGCUGAUCUAAUCUUACAAUCAAUGCCAGUAAAAUUAUUGAACUUAGUAAUGCAACAACAAUACAGACAAACUAUGAUUCUUGAAAAAGACUUACACGAGUCUCUCAAGAAAUCUGGCUUCAAAGCUGAUAGUGGGUAUGGAGGAACAGGUUUAUUUGGAAAAUACUACAGACGAGGUGGUGGUUACUACAUUGAUGUGGGUUGUUCUAAAUUAAUAGCUGAUGGUAAAAUUUCGGUACAGCAAGGUAAAGAAAUUGAGCGUUUCACUGAAAAUGGCCUUGUGUUUUCUGAUGGUACAGAAAUUAAUAACUUAGCAAUCGUUGUAUUAGCUACUGGUUACUCUAAUAUGAAAGAUACUGCUAGAAGAAUAUUUGGUGAUAAGGUAGCUGAUAAGCUUAACCCCGUUUGGGGUCUCGAUGAUGAAGGUGAAAUAAAUACAAUGUGGAGAGAUUCGGGUCAUCCAAACUUUUGGUAUAUGGGUGGUAAUUUAGCAGUAUCUAGAUUUUUUUCAAAGAGACUAGCCUUAAAUAUUAUUGCUAAAGAAAGAGGGUUUGAUAAAUCUAAUUCUUGA